Arctia plantaginis is the source of this 303-nucleotide messenger RNA. NCBI's taxonomy places the organism in Eukaryota, Metazoa, Arthropoda, Insecta, Lepidoptera, Erebidae. The record is from the annotation of a GenBank genome assembly.
AUGAAUCUCAUCAGUUUGAUUUUCCUCGUCGCGACGGCGGCGACUACACUUUGUGCUCAAGAACCCAGAUUCUAUAAUUUAGAAGAUGCACCACAACUGUUCGAAAAAUUUAUCGUAGACAACGAUAGGCAUUACAAAGAUGAGGCUGAUAGAAAACAGCAUUAUGAAGCAUUUCUGAAUACUCUGAAGUAUAUAAACGAAGCCAACGCAGAACAGUCGGAUUACACACUUGGAAUUACGCUGUUCGCUGAUCAAACUGAAACAGAGAGACGACAACGGCCUAGUGGAAUCCGAUUCGACUAA